This is a messenger RNA of Aspergillus saccharolyticus JOP 1030-1, 1723 nucleotides long. Its product is annotated as putative eukaryotic translation initiation factor 3 subunit EifCh. Gene Ontology annotation, cellular component: eukaryotic translation initiation factor 3 complex; cytoplasm; eukaryotic 43S preinitiation complex. The record is from RefSeq and is a predicted model, not a curated record. Bases 205 to 1248 code for a protein of 347 amino acids. Gene Ontology annotation, molecular function: metallopeptidase activity; translation initiation factor activity. NCBI's taxonomy places the organism in Eukaryota, Fungi, Ascomycota, Eurotiomycetes, Eurotiales, Aspergillaceae. The transcript has 3 exons.
CCCAUCGUCGCUGUCUAUCUACGUAUACUCUGGGCUGCUGCAUUCACAAAAUGGCGGAGAAAGAAGUUCCUCUCACGGCCGUCAAGGUCGAGGCUUUGGUAUGCACUACCCUGAAAAUCUUCCUCACCACCUAGCGACCCCCCGCCUUUGGAAGCCCGGUCCCUUUUAGCCCAUGAUACUUAUGGUCUUCACCUUUAGGUGGUGAUGAAAAUCAUCAAGCAUGGCUCGCAAUCCUUCCCCACGACUGCGACCGGUUCGAUCGUUGGUAUGGAUGUCAACGGUAUCCUGGAGAUCACAAACUCUUUCCCCUUCCCCGUCGUCGAGAUGCCCGCCGAGUCGCACUUCGACAAUGCCGCUCCCAACCCCGCCGCGGCUGCUCCUCGUGCGAAGGCCAACGCUGUCUACCAGGCCGAGAUGGUCCGUAUGCUUCGCGAAGUCAACGUUGACGCCCAGAACGUCGGAUGGUACACUAGCGCCAACAUGGGCAACUUCGUCAACAUGAACGUGAUCGAGAACCAGUUCUUCUACCAGAAGGAGAUGAACGAGCGCACAGUCGCCCUUGUGCACGAUGUCAGCCGCAGCGCCCAGGGUAGUCUCAGCCUGCGUGCUUUCCGCCUGUCGCCCAAGUUCAUGACCGCUUUCAAGGAGAACAAGUUCACCUCCGAGGAGCUUCAAAAGUCCAACCUUAGAUACCAGGACAUCUUCGUUGAACUUCCCGUUGAAAUCCACAACUCGCACUUGAUCACCUCUUUCAUCCACCAGCUCCAGUCCCCCAUCGAGUCGGCCCCCACAGAUCUCCCCGCCUCUCUGUCGGCUCUCGAGUCCGGACCCCUCGCCAAGUCGUCCGUCCUGGCACCCAACUUCGACAACCUCUCCCUCAGCAUCGAUCCUUUCUUGGAGAAGAACUGCGACCUCCUGCUCGACAGCAUCGAGGUCCACCACACCGAGACCAACAACUUUCAGUACUAUCAGCGCUCGCUUGCCCGUGAGCAGGCCAAGAUCACCGCCUGGCAAAACAAGCGCAAGACCGAGAACGCCAACCGUGCGACUCUUAAGCAGCCCCUCCUUCCCGAGGACGAGUGGCAGCGGCUGUUCAAGCUCCCUCAGGAGCCCAGCCGUCUGGACAGCAUGCUGAACAGCCGGCAGGUCGAGCAGUACGCCCGCCAGGUGGACAGCUUCGUCGCUUCCACGACGGGCAAGAUGUUCGCUGUCAAGGGUAACCUGCUGCCGGGAGAGACCGCCAAAUAGAGCGGAGGAAUGCUUAGAGAACGCGAGAAUGAAGAGGCCAAACUUUCCUUUCAUGAUUUGUCUCACAACUGUGGGGAUUCCGAAUAUCGCAUGCAUGACCUUACGGCGUAGGACGGGAAAAUUCUGUAUCUGACUGUUAAUAUGUCUCCUGGUUGUUUCUUAAUCCAGUGACGAAUAGAGUUACGGGAUAUGACUUUGGGGAGAUUCUGCUUUCAAUCUAUAUAGGUUUUAUUUGUUUUGUUUAUGGGUGUUUCCCUCUCGCCCGCUUCCCCCCCGUCCUGCUUUUGGUGCUUGUCUCUGCGUUUCCCCAGGUCGGGUUUUGGGGUUGGCCGCUUUCGGCAUGGCGCUGCCCUAAAAAGUUGUUAGGGCUAGCCGAGUGCACGUGGCUUUGAUGACCUCAUCGUUUGAUACCUUUGCUGCCGAUAACGAUUAGAUAAGGAUCGAUAAGUUACAAUGACGAUUGCUUGAUUUAUUC